Messenger RNA from Cyclocybe aegerita, 1629 nucleotides. The record is from the annotation of a GenBank genome assembly. Lineage: Eukaryota; Fungi; Basidiomycota; Agaricomycetes; Agaricales; Hemipholiotaceae.
AUGAGUGUUGAUCAGGAGCAGUGGAAGCCCGUCAUCGAGCAGCUCUUCGAUCUCCGGAAUACGAAGGACAGGACACGCCGGGUUCGGGAAGCUUGGGCCAUUGACUGGCAGAACCGUGGAGAGUCGGCGGUGCUGAAUCGAGAGGCACUGAACAAUCGUCCAGAUGGUGUCUGCAUAUACGAAUGGACUCCAGUGGUAGCGGACUUCGUGAGGUCGCCACGUAUGCAAGGCCAUUGCAUCGUACCGAUAGGACAGUCGGCGGGCAGCGCAGCCAUCAUGCUCACCACGAAAGAAAUCCCACCUUGCGAACUCGCCUACCCAGCCAUGUUCCUCAUCGAACCCACGACGAUCACCCACGAGCUCUUCAGCGGGCAUCUCGAAGACCGCAUAGCGUCGAUGAACUUUGCUGUCGCCGCCAUCGCUGCCCGGCGGAACACAUGGAAGUCGCGGGAGGCAGCGUUCGAGUACUCCACGAAGCGAUUUCCGUGGGGGAUGUGGGAUGAGAGGGUGGUGAGAGCUCGGGUGGAACACGGCCGCGAAUCCGUUCCGAACGGUGAUGUAAUUCUGAAGUGCGAUCGCAAGCAAGAAGCUGUCUCCUAUCCAGACACCGAGGCACAUUUCGAGAGUGCGGUGCAGCUCGGACGGAUAUGCCACGCCGUCCGGGUCCAUAUCGUCUGGGGAACGAGAAACGACCUCGUGUCACCGACUUCUUUUCGGCCUCAAAUCCCGAACGUCAAUCCUUCAAGACACUCUAUUCCAACCUCCAUCCCGGGAAGCAUCCGUUACCUCAAGGACCGGAAUGAUAACGAGCAGCAAGAACUGUGGCACAGUUUGUGUCGGUCGGCACUGUGGAAACCGUCCGUCGCCUUCGGAUCCUUCUUCUCCUCCGACUACCACCAUCUUCUAAUGGGUGGCACGACCUACGACGACGGCAUCCUCCUCCUCGCCGGACAACACCCGACCACGACCUAUUUAUUCCUAUUACUGCACUUAUAUGGAGUCCUUGCUUCCUGCAUGCGAUCGGACGACUGGGUCAUCCGUGACAGGUAUAAAGCGGCAGGAGUGAGCGCGGUCGACCCUUCUGUGGAGCCCGACUGUAACACUGUCGAGUUCCUCAAUGUCGCGAAGGAUGAUGCCCUCGCGUGGCCGAAGGAAGCCCGUCGAGCCUACCCGCGUACGGCGAACACCCAUAUGGAGUCAAUCAUCGGACCUUUCGUAUGCAACUCCCUGGAGAUCAACAAUCUUCUGCUUGAGAUAUUCAACGAGAAGCUCAACUUGUGGCUUGGUACGUUGAUGGAGCGGCGCAAGAUGGAGGAACUCAGUGGGAGCGAGACGAGGGUUAUCAGAAACCCGUCGACGACGAACACCAAUCAGGCGAUUGGGAGUCAUACAGAUUUCGGGUCACUCUCCUUUCUUCACAAUCGUUUGGGCGGUCUUCAAGUCCUUGUCCCAGGAUCCGAUAGUUGGCAGUACGUGAAGCUCGAAGCCUAUCCCGGGCCACGCCAUUUGCAGCGUCGGGGACGCGCUGGCCAUCUUCAGGGGCGGAAUUCUUCGCUCGAACCUCCACCCCCACCUUCGGGAUCUCAAGCCGGCCUCGAACGCUGGUCCCUCGUCUACUUCAAAUCAUAA